GUCGUCCUCCCCAAGCCCCGCGACUGGGCCUUGCAGCAGCUGAACAUGCUUCAUGCUAGGGACCGUCCUUGGGUAGUGAGCAUUGGGGCGACAGAGGGGUAGAAAUGCUUGAAUGUGGGCUGAUUGCGAAAAAGCCGCCCAAGUGCAUCGUUGCGCAUGGCAGGUGGAGCUCAAACUCUGGCCGCUAAUCGAUAAACGUCAUGGCAUGCGCCCUGUCCUUAGCCGACAUCGGCCCGUGGCAUUAACUCCGGGGAGCCGCCCGUUAUGACAUGUUGACAUGCGGGGUGAUGAAGCAAAAGCAUUGUGGCGUGCAGAUAAACAUAUUCCGCACCUCACGCGGACCGCAAACAUAGAGAUUCCUUUUUGCUGUGAUCGUUGAGAUUGACGUCCAUAAUGGCACCGCAACUCGCCUGGAUUGGUCUCGGUAACAUGGGAAGGGGCAUGUGCAAGAAUCUGGUGGAAAAAGGAAAUCUGGACAAGCCGCUGAUCCUGUACAACAGGACCAAGAGCCGGGCAGACGAUCUCUCCGCAAAGCUUGGCAGGGAUAAGACGAAAGUGGUUGAUUCCAUCAACGAUGCUGCAAAAAGCGCGGACAUUAUCUUCAUCUGCUUGGGCGACGAUGCGGCGGUCAACUCGGCUGUCGAUGUGAUUCUGGAGCAGGAUGUGAAGGGGAAGUUGAUCGUGGAUGCGUCGACGGUACAUCCGGACACCACGAACGCGCUGGAGAAGCGGUUGACUGCGAAGGGCGCUGAGUUUGUCGGAAUGCCAGUAUUCGGAGCCCCCGCAAUGGCCGAUGCAGGAAGCCUAAUCUGCGUCCUCGCCGGCCCCAGCUCGUCCAUCUCCAAAGUGCAACCCUACACAAAAGGCGUGAUGGGCCGGGCCGACAUCCUCUACGCCGAUCAACCCAGCGGCACCUCCACGCUCCUCAAAAUAAUCGGCAACACCUUCAUCCUCAACAUGGUCGAAGUCCUCAGCGAAGGACACGUGCUCGCCGAGAAAACCGGGCUCGGUCCACAAAACCUGCACACCUGGAUCGAAGCCAUGUUCCCAGGGCCGUACGCCGCGUACUCGGCCCGGAUGCUGGCGGGCGACUACUACAAGCGCGAGGAGCCGCUGUUCCACGUCGAUCUGGCGCGCAAGGAUGCGCGGCAUGCGCUCGAUCUGGCGGCGAAGACGGGGAGCAGCGUGCCGGCGCUGCAGGUGGCGGAGCGGCAUCUGGGGAAGGUGAAGGAGCGGUUGGGGGGGAGGGGCGAUAUCCCGAGUAUAUAUGGGGCGGUGAGGGAGGAGAGUGGGUUGGGGUUUGAGAAUGGGGGGUAGGAUGGGUUGACGGUUCCGAUGGCGGCGGCGAUUCGGCUAGUCUGAAGGCGGAGUUGGGAGGCAUUCGGCAGGCCGCUCCAUGCAUAUCGUUGUCUUGACUCUCUCCUCCGAAAGUCCUCCUCGUUCAGUCACUCAAUCAUGCACACCCCUUCCCUUCCCUUUCCUCACCAUCC
Messenger RNA from Trematosphaeria pertusa, 1490 nucleotides. RefSeq names its product 6-phosphogluconate dehydrogenase-like protein NAD-binding protein. The record is from RefSeq and is a predicted model, not a curated record. The coding region runs from base 394 to 1317 and encodes 307 amino acids. The transcript has 3 exons. Lineage: Eukaryota; Fungi; Ascomycota; Dothideomycetes; Pleosporales; Trematosphaeriaceae. Gene Ontology annotation, molecular function: oxidoreductase activity, acting on the CH-OH group of donors, NAD or NADP as acceptor; NAD binding; NADP binding.